UCUAAGACAGUACAAACAAUGGCUAUAUAAGUGUGCCCGUUAACAGAAACAUGAGUCAGGUGCAGGUGGACAUGUUGUAGUAGAGUGCAGUGGCUGAUGGGAACUGAAGUCCAGAGUUACCUCCUUGAUAUAUGACAAUCUGAGUAUUAAGUAGGAAGUAGAAUGAAUUAAAGGGAGUGAAAAAAUGUCUGUGGAAGACUUUUGGUGUAAAGACAAUUUGAUAAUAAUUACCCCAGCAGACACAAUUGAGACUUAAAGUGUAUGAGAGCUUUGUGAGGGAUCAAUAUUGAGUUGGAGAGGAGAUGUACACAUAGGACACUUCAACAGACAAUCCUAUCAUCCUUUCCACCCGCCUCCAUUAUGUAACAGAAAGCAAGACCUCAACAUGGAUGCAGCCGAAUUUUUCAGGGUCCAAGAGGCCCUGUAUUAAAAUUUAAAGCUGAGGUGGGAGAAGGAUGGAAAGUUCUCCUUCAUUAAAAACAAUAGGGAAUGGCUCGACGUGAUGUACUCUGUCAUGGGGUAUACCAAAGGGGAGGCUUCCAACCAGUCUGGAACCAACUCCAACCCUCCCUCCUCCACUGUGUCCAUCUAGUCCAGCCUGCCAUGUCGAUGGAGAAUGUCGUUCGGCCUCCUUGCUCUUCUGAGAACGCCGCUCAGCAUCCCUGUUCAGCUGAGAAUGCUGCUCAGAAUUCCUGUUCAGCUGAAGACGCUGCUCAGUCUCCCUGUUCAGCUGAAGACAUUGCUCCGCCUCCCGCUGCGGUCAGGAGCUCUGCUUUUCUUCCCUGUUCCACCAUGGAGGUCACUACGCCAGGCUCCGCUUCGAACUUUACUCUGCCUUCCUGCUCGGCUGAGGACGUUGCGCCGCCUUCCUGCUCGGCUGAGGAUGUUGCGCCACCUUCCUGCUGUUCUGAGGACGUCGCUCCGCCAUCCUGCUGCAUUGAGGACCUCGCUCUGCCUCCAUACUCCGCUGAAGACGUCAUUCCUUAUGGCACAUUGCUUUGUUCCAUAUGUUGCUCCCCCUUUCUGCUCCACGGAGGGCAUCGCUCCUCCCUCUGGCCUCGCGGAGAACCUCGCUCCUCCCUCUGGCCUCACAGAGAACCUCACUCCUCCCUCUGGCCUCGCGGAGAACCUCGCUCCUCCCUCUGGCCUCACAGAGAACCUCACUCCUCCCUCUGGCCUCGCGGAGAACCUCGCUCCUCCCUCUGGCCUCGCGGAGAACCUCGCUCCUCUCUCUGUCCUCGUGGAGAAUUUUUCUCCUCCCUCUGGCCUCAUGGAGAACUUUGCUCCUCCCUCUGGCCUCAAGGAGAACUUCACCCCCCUCUAG
Ictalurus furcatus (blue catfish) is the source of this 1324-nucleotide messenger RNA. RefSeq lists its product as uncharacterized. The record is from RefSeq and is a predicted model, not a curated record. The transcript has 2 exons. The coding region runs from base 617 to 1324 and encodes 235 amino acids. Lineage: Eukaryota; Metazoa; Chordata; Actinopteri; Siluriformes; Ictaluridae.